Lolium perenne is the source of this 1138-nucleotide messenger RNA. RefSeq lists its product as uncharacterized. NCBI's taxonomy places the organism in Eukaryota, Viridiplantae, Streptophyta, Magnoliopsida, Poales, Poaceae. The record is from RefSeq and is a predicted model, not a curated record.
CUUAACCUGGCCCGUCGCCCCCUUCUCCCCCUGGUUCGUAUCCUCCAAGUUCGUCUUCACUUCCCGCCCGGCCGACCGGACCACCAAUGGGAGCGUGACACAGCUUGCGGCGGAGCGGGACAGCCGUCGUCUUCACUUUCCGCAGGAUUCCAAGGCCGCAAGAUUUUUCCCUUCCCCGGAGCCGUCGCCUCCGCCGCCCCCAAAUCUCGCCGCGAGCGAGCGAUGGACUUCGACUUCGACUUCGACUGCGCCGCCGCCUCCCCCGGCGGCCAGUGGCUGGGCGAGUCGGCGUCGCGGCGGAGGCAGCGCCGCCUCUCGUCGCCCUCGCUCAGGACCUACCUCACGCCGGCCUUCGACGCCGUCGCCGCCGGCCACCCCGGCUCCCCCGCCUCCUCCUACUCGUCCGGCGGGCUCGAGCUCGGCUUCGACGCCUCGCUCCUCCGCUACCGCCGCUUCUCCGCGAAUCCGGAGAUGGACAGCCGCCGCCUCGUCUACUCGCCGCCGGCACAGCCGCGGCCGGUGUACCCUAUGCUGGACCAUGAGGCCUACCUCCAUGGCCACAAACGCCAGGCUGGCCCUCUGACUGGCGCACCAGGUUUUCCCGACAUGAAACACCAGUUCUUCAGCCCCACCAGGCCACCGCCUGUCGACUUCCGAUCACCAGAUGGUGCCAUCAUGCUACCAAACAGAGCCAAGCUUUUCUCGACACCGGCACCUGGAGCAACAACACCUUCAGCUCAGGCGGCGUCUGCGCAGCCACAGCCAACCGAGGAAGAAGGCGACCUCAUAGCUGAGGUCCUCUAUGGUCGCAGCGGGCGACGCAGGCUGCCCGUUUUCAAGGAUAUCUGCCCGGAAUGAGUGAUGCCCAUCCUCGACAUGCGUGGAUCAUGGAUCAUGUAUAUUCUGUGUAUCCCCCCUGUGUCCAUAGGCUCAUCAGAUGUUUUGCCCGGAAAGAUUGUUCCUAGUUACCUAUUCCUAGGGGAAGACCUCACUCCCUCUCUUGAUCUUUAGGUGAGAAGAUUAUGCGAUGGUUUUUUUUUCUUUGAGAGGAAAGAUUAUGCUAUGGUUGAGUAUGCCGGCAAACGAAAUAUUUGCUUGCCGUCGGUUAAGUUGAUUAAACCUGCUAUGCGUUGGACAA